UUAACCCUGCCCUGUCAGAGAGAGAGGGUUUAGCUUAAAUUUCUGUGCGACUCAUCAGAUCUUCUGGCUUUCCAGCCGUGGAACCAAGGUGACCCUGAGUCCGUCAGCAGAAACAGUUCCCCCGACGCAGUGACCGGCUGGAGCCCAGGGACGAGCUGCUGGACGGCGGCGAGAUUCCAGGAGGAAGGGUUGGGGUAGGGGUGAGGGGGGUAGAGGGGAAACAAAUUCCACCCGGUUCCCUCCCCGCUGAAGCUCCACCCCGGCAGACUGGGGGGCGCGUGCGUGUAGGAGGGCCGUCGUCCGGUGGCUGAGGGAGGAGGCGGCGGGGAGCUUCCCUCCGCCUGGCGCCAUGGGCUAGCUGGGCGACCACCAUGGCAGUGACUCAGAUCAGACUGGGGCUGUGGUUCUGGGAGCAGAGACUGCACCGGUUCACCUGCAGCUUCCGCAGGUUCCCUCUGGGCUUCCGACCGGAGACUGGCACCGCCACGGCGUGCCAGGUCCUCGUGCCCUUCCUGCUGGCAGGACUCGGAUUGGUGGCCGCUGGACUCGUCAUCGACACGGCACAACACUGGCCGGUCUUCAAGGCUAUCUCAGAGAUCUUCAUCCUGGCCCCUGCCUUGGUGGGACUGAAGGGGAACCUGGAGAUGACCUUGGCCUCCCGGCUGUCAACGGCGGCGAACACCGGUAAACUGGACAGUUCCAGUGACAGGUGGACCAUGGUGACCUGCAACCUGGCGCUGAUUCAGGUCCAGGCCACGGUGGUGGGUUUCCUGGCGGCUGUGGCAGCAGUGAUCCUGGGAUCGUUCUCCAGGGGCCACGUCGACCUGGCCCAGGCAGCCCUGCUGUGUGCAAGCAGCACCUGCACUGCGUUCAUUGCCGCACUCUCGCUGGGACUGGUGAUGAUUGCCGUGAUCCUUGGCUCCAGGAAGGUGGGCAUAAACCCGGAUAACGUGGCCACGCCGAUUGCAGCCAGUCUGGGGGACCUCACCACCCUCUCGUUGCUGGCGGUGAUCAGCAGCACCUUGUACCGGCACCUGGGCACGGUCUACAUCGCACCCACGCUGUGCAGCCUCUUCAUCGCCGUGAUCCCCGUCUGGGUGGUGAUUGCCAGACGGAGUCCGCAGAUCCGCGAGGUGCUGAAGUCCGGCUGGCAGCCUGUCCUCAUCGCCAUGGUGAUCAGUAGUUUCGGAGGUCUGAUCCUGGACAAGAUGAUCACGAAUCCAAAGUUUGAGGGUAUGGCUGUGUUCACUCCUGUCAUUAACGGUGUUGGGGGCAACCUCGUGGCGAUCCAGGCCAGCCGCAUCUCGACCUACCUGCACCAGUGCAGUGUGCCAGGCGUUCUGCCCCAGAGCAUGCAGGAGCUGUGCCCCAGUGUGUGCACCACUUUCACCCGCUCAGGUAUGAACUCGACAUCAGCCCGGGUGCUGCUCUUGUUGGUGGUCCCGGGACACCUGUUCUUCAUCCUCACCAUACAGUUCGUCCGAGCUGGACACAUGGCCAUCAACCUCACCUUCACCGUCUUCUACCUCGCCGCCGCCCUGCUGCAGGUAUUCCUCCUGCUCUACGCCGCUGACCUGCUGGUCCGACUGACGUGGAGCCUGAGAUUGGACCCUGACAACUUCUCCAUCCCCUACCUCACCGCACUCGGCGACCUGCUGGGCACCGGUUUCCUGGCCCUCUGCUUCCACGCCGUGCUGUCCAUCGGGAACUGGGUCUGAAGCCAGACUGAACUCUGUGCGGAGACACUCGGGACAGUGGGAGAGGCAGCUGGUGGCCGAGACUGAGCAACAUGGAACCUAUCUCACUGUGCCCCCUGCCUACCCCUCACCACACAACGUGCUGGUCAGCGUGGUCUGUGCCAGGCUGCUGAAUAUUCCCAGGACACAGGGGACCUCACCAUUGCCCAGGAUGAAACCCCACAGAGACAGGCUGUCCGGCCCCUCUACACUCUGUGUGUUCUGCCCCACACCCAACGUCCCCACCACUCACACCCUGCUCCUGCACACCCAUUUCUGCUCUUUGCCUUGCCCUCUGUGUGGGAAGCCAGCCCACAUUCCACAGAAAGCAGCUUCACCAGAAUUCCUGAAGGGAUUUAUUAGUGCCUACCUCUGCAUGAGGCCCCCAUCGCUCACCAAAGGGGUAACUUCACCACAGCUCAUCCCAUCAAACCCAUGAGGAGGUUCUGAAAGGUACUGAGCUCUUCUCAGCCAAUUCUAGACUUCCAGUUCUGGUACCACAUUAGUAAACACUUUCUGCACCUUCUCAUGUGCCUUGUCAGAAUUAUUAAUCUGCCAGAACUGUUCAGA
Pristis pectinata (smalltooth sawfish) is the source of this 2306-nucleotide messenger RNA. RefSeq names its product solute carrier family 41 member 1 (gene slc41a3). Gene Ontology annotation, biological process: monoatomic cation transport. The coding region runs from base 372 to 1718 and encodes 448 amino acids. The record is from RefSeq and is a predicted model, not a curated record. NCBI's taxonomy places the organism in Eukaryota, Metazoa, Chordata, Chondrichthyes, Rhinopristiformes, Pristidae. The transcript is spliced from 10 exons. Gene Ontology annotation, molecular function: monoatomic cation transmembrane transporter activity. Gene Ontology annotation, cellular component: plasma membrane.